CUCUCUCUCUCUCUCUCUCUCUCUGCAAAAGGAAUCAGAUUUAUAUUCGAGCAUCGAAACUCUUUCCGUUUGACGGAGGGACUGAAAGAAGCUCGUUUCCACCAGAAUAGUUACAAUAGCAGCAGCAGCACUACCUUGGUGAUCGAGAGAGAGUGAGAUCGGGAGAGAGGGAAGAAAAUUCUCUGUUCAAAAGGCAUCAUGGGACAAGCCUUUCGCAAGCUCUUUGAUACUUUCUUCGGCAACACGGAGAUGAGGGUUGUGAUGCUUGGCCUGGAUGCAGCUGGCAAAACAACUAUACUGUACAAGCUGCACAUUGGAGAAGUUUUAUCAACUGUCCCUACGAUUGGUUUCAAUGUGGAGAAAGUUCAGUAUAAGAAUGUGAUCUUCACGGUGUGGGAUGUGGGUGGGCAAGAGAAACUGAGGCCUCUGUGGAGGCAUUAUUUUAAUAACACGGAUGGACUGAUUUAUGUUGUUGACUCUUUGGAUCGAGAGAGGAUUGGAAAAGCAAAGGCAGAGUUUCAGGCCAUCAUCAGAGAUCCAUUUAUGCUUAACAGUGUCAUCUUGGUGUUUGCCAACAAGCAGGACAUGAAAGGAGCAAUGACACCUAUGGAAGUGUGUGAAGGUCUAGGUCUAUAUGAUCUUAAGAACAGAAAAUGGCACAUACAAGGUACCUGUGCUCUUAGAGGGGAUGGCCUUUACGAAGGCUUGGACUGGUUAGCUAGCACUCUGAAGGAGUUAAAAGCCAGUGGAUAUUCUUCUGUGGGCACAUCAUCCUUCUGAUUAACCAGGUUUACUGUAUACCUCAAGUGUUGUCUGAUGAGGAAAGAUGAACACUAAGCCGCCUACAAAACUGUUGGAAAUGCCUGUAAUUUAGGAUAAUUUUUUCCUUCCGGAUAUCUGUUUCUAAAGCGAAUGAAGUUGGUUAGGUGCUGACUCCUGGGCUUGAUUGGCUUUUUGAUCUGUGACUAUUGUACAUUGGAACAUGGUCCCAACCAUUUGGGAUUAUGUAGAUGGUAGGUAUUUGUGUCUCGAAAUAUAGUACUCUUGAAAUAUAUAGCUCUACAAAAAAGUGGGUGAGUAGAUUUCUCUCUCUCUCUCUCUCAUACGUGUAUGAAAACUGCAAAUUUGAAAGCUAUCAUUCUCAGCUGUGUAUGUUGCUAACCUGUUACAAAAUUUAUGUUUAGGUGGUGAAACCCAAUUUGCGCUGGGGCU
Molecule: messenger RNA, 1212 nt
Organism: Ilex paraguariensis (yerba mate)
Lineage: Eukaryota; Viridiplantae; Streptophyta; Magnoliopsida; Aquifoliales; Aquifoliaceae
Source: the annotation of a GenBank genome assembly